AUGACAACAAGCCAAACUACGCCUCAAGCAACCGGCUCCAUUCUGCUGAAAGGCGGCACCCUACUGUUUCAUAAUGAGCGAGAUGAUGUGACGCCUCUCAAGAAUACCGACAUACUUGUGCAAGGCAACCGUAUUGCCAAGAUUGGAAAAGCAAUUGCACUCCCGGCAGGAGCUCAGCUCGUCGACUGCAGCGGCAAGAUCAUUAGCCCAGGUUUUGUUGACACCCAUCACCACCUUUGGCAGACCCAGCUCAAGGGGUGCCAUGCAGACCAAUCAAUCUUUGACUACGUUCCCUCUGCCACCCAAGCGCUAUCAGCCACAAUUGCUUCAGGUAUUCGCUCAAUUUUCGCCUACUCCCAAGCCCCAUACUUCACGAAAUGGGACUCUAAAACCUGCGAGCUAUCAAUGGAUAUCAUGCCAGACUCAAGCAUGGCGCAUAUCUUUGAGCUUGCAAAAGCACAGCCCUAUGGAAACGGGAGGGUUCAAAUCGGAUUCGGAUUCGACUACUGGUUUCUCCCCAAAGAGGCCAUCGUAGGCAUUUUCAACGGACUUCGCCAUGCUGGUAUCAAGCUUUUUACCUCUCACUACGCGAAAAAUCCAACCUUUGGCCUUGAUGCGAGCGAGAAAGCCAAACUGGCUGAAACCCAGGUUGCUGUGUCGAGCACUCCAGACACAGAAGCUCAGAUGGGCUUCGGCUGGCCUCUUGCCUUCUCAUCAGGCAUUAACUACACGAUCGGUGUCGAUUGCCACACAAAUAACACAUCCUCAAUCCUGUCUCUCGCUCGAUCUGCUUUGCAGAUGGCGCGCCAACGCGAGGCGAUUGCGGAGACAAAUGGUUCAGAUGGCGCUCCUCAAAAACUGAAUCUCCAGCCGGCGGGCAGCACCCAGGAUGCUUUCAACGCAGCGACCAUCAGAGGAGCGCGUGCGGUGCUUUUGGGGGACGAGAUUGGGUCCCUAAAGGAGGGAAAGUUGGCUGACCUGGUCCUCUUUGAUGCUGCCGGGAGUGUGACAAUGAGUUGCGUAGCAGACUCGGAUCCUUUGACUGCGGUUGUUCGUCACAGCGAUAUUCGAGAUAUCGAGGCUGUUCUCAUAGACGGAGUCUGGAGGAAGCAAGGAGGCAAAGUCUGCCCAGUGACCGUUGCAGAGACAGGAUCCACUUUGCAGUGGGCUGAAAUCAGGGAUAAGUUGCUUGAGAGCCAGCGGGAGAUUCAGCAGCGACAGAAGAAUUUGAAUAUGGAAAAGGCGAAGGAGGCUCUUGUUGCCAUAUCACAUCUAGCCGGCCGAAAGAGCGAGGCGGCGCAACGACCCCGAGAGUCACGUAAUCUCUUUCCCACACGCACAAAGAUGGCUGUAUCAGAGAACAACGCAACCAAGACCGUUGCUUUGGCUGGGGCGAGCGGUAACUUGGGUCUUCGUAUCCUAGAAUCCCUGCUCGAUGCAGAGUUCGAUGUGACAGUCUUAAUUCGCCGCGAAAGCACCCCGAUUGAUUACCCUGUCAAAGCCCGAGUGGUAGAAGUCGACUAUGAUUCGCCCGAGUCACUCAAGAAUGCUCUUGGGGGCACCGACGCUGUAGUUUCUGCAGUCGGCAAGCAGAAUGGAUUGCAGAGCCAGUUCAAACUCAUCGAUGCUGCGAUCGCCGCUGGGGUAAAACGAUUCAUCCCGUCGGAGUUCGGUGCGGAUCUCCAGAACCCUAAGAUUCGUGCCUUUCCGACCUACCGAACUAAGGUAGAGGUCGAAGAUUACCUGGAGAAGGAAGUCCGGGACACUGGAUUGACUUACACCUACGUCUACAACAGCGUUUUGUUUGACGAAGGCCUGUCACUCGGGGCAUUUGCGAACUUCUCGACCCGGACAGUGAACAUCUUCGAUGGCGGGGACACAACAUUUUCUGCAACGAGAAUCAAGACAGUCGCGCAGGCUGUUGCUGCUAUCCUCAAGAACCUGGACGCAACUAAGAACAAGGCCGUUCGUAUCCGAGACCUUGCGAUGACCCCAAAGCAGCUACUAGAAACUCUCAAAGCGUUGGAUCAAGAUCACGCUUGGAAGGCGGUUGCAGUCAACACCGAAUCGCUUGUCAAGAACGCCGAACAUGAGCUAGCAUCGGGCAAGUUCAGCCCAAAGGCAUUCGCGGCAUUUGCAUUGAGAGCGACCUUUGCUCCAGAGCAUGCACAGGAUUAUAGUCGCGACAACGAGCUCUUGGGUAUAAUUCACAUGACGAAGGAAGAUAUCCAAGGGGUCUUGGCUGCAAGACUGUGCUGA
Colletotrichum lupini is the source of this 2259-nucleotide messenger RNA. RefSeq lists its product as uncharacterized. The transcript is spliced from 6 exons. Gene Ontology annotation, molecular function: oxidoreductase activity; hydrolase activity, acting on carbon-nitrogen (but not peptide) bonds. The record is from RefSeq and is a predicted model, not a curated record. Lineage: Eukaryota; Fungi; Ascomycota; Sordariomycetes; Glomerellales; Glomerellaceae. The coding region runs from base 1 to 2259 and encodes 752 amino acids.